Molecule: messenger RNA, 924 nt
Organism: Pyrenophora tritici-repentis Pt-1C-BFP
Lineage: Eukaryota; Fungi; Ascomycota; Dothideomycetes; Pleosporales; Pleosporaceae
Product: Epimerase domain containing protein
Source: RefSeq, a predicted model, not a curated record
AUGGCGCAUCCUGUUCCGGCUGGACCAAACAACGCAGCAUUUGAAUCUUGCAAUACAUCCUCGUAUCAUAUCUUACAUGUUAUGCUGCGAGAACGAAUGAAACAAGUGGAACUCCUGAUCCUAGGCGCUGGCUGGACGUCCAACUUCCUAGUCCCGCAACUGGAAGAGGCCAACAUACCAUACGCUGCAACUACGACUACGGGAAGAGAUGGCACAAUACCUUUCAAGUUUGACCCAGAGUCAGGAGAUUCGGAGCCUUAUAAACGCCUGCCCGCUGCCGAGACGGUGCUCAUCACCUUUCCUUUGGUGGGCCACAACCAGUCGAAGGCUCUAGUCGGAUUGUAUCGCUCCUUACACGGAGCGAAGAACAACUGGAUCCAGCUGGGCUCGACUGGUAUUUUUAACCAGCUUCCCAAUGAGUGGAGCACUUCUGACUCCCACUAUGACAAGCACAAUAAGCGAGCCAUCGCAGAAGACGAGCUACUCUCACUACACGGCUGCGUGUUGAACCUCUCUGGACUUUAUGGUGGCGAGCGCGUCCCUUCAAGGUGGCUCUCUCGUAUUGUCAAGUCAAAAGAGGAUAUACAAAAGCGUGGGGCAGUACAUUUCGUCCACGGCGAUGACGUCGCGCGUGCCAUCAUCGCUACUCAUCGGAAUUUUACUCCGGGAAAACGCUGGAUUGUAUCAGAUCUACGUGUCUACGAUUGGUGGGAUCUCAUCAUGAGUUUCAGUGCCACAGUCAGUUUGUCUGCCGGAGAAGAGCAGCAGCUCGCUCAAAAAUGUGCUGGGUGGGUUGGCGAGCUCAUGGCGGAGGAAAACGUUCGCGCUCUGCCCCGCGACACGAGUACUUUGGGUCUGAAGUUAGACUCUAGAGAAUUUUGGCAGCAUCACGCGAUGUGGCCUCAGCAUAAACGAUUAUCCUGA